Molecule: messenger RNA, 5105 nt
Organism: Manduca sexta (tobacco hornworm)
Lineage: Eukaryota; Metazoa; Arthropoda; Insecta; Lepidoptera; Sphingidae
Gene: Snx1
Product: sorting nexin-2
Exons: 10
Coding region: 149-1558 (469 amino acids)
Biological process (GO): early endosome to Golgi transport
Cellular component (GO): endosome membrane; endosome
Molecular function (GO): phosphatidylinositol binding
Source: RefSeq, a predicted model, not a curated record
UAUUCGACAUGACCAUUUGAGAGGGUUGAACGCUGUAAUGUCACUACCGCUAUAAAUUGGAGUUAUUCACUGUUUUCGGAAAAAAAAUUGAUAAAAGUUUUUGUAGUUUCGCUCGGUUGGUGACGGCCGUUUAUCUUGUUUGUUGAACAUGUCUGAGGGACCUGACACGCCGCCUUUUAGCACGGUGGACAUCAAUAACGAUGGGCGAGAUGACGAAGAUCUUUUCGCUUCGGCCGUCCAGGAAGUGAGCUUGGACCCGGAGGUGAAUGGUGCUCGUGAGGAUUUGGAGAAGGUGAGCAUCAGUGAUGCUCCUCCGUCGAUCACAACCACUCUCAGCAGUCCAGUUCUUGAAGAGAUAGCGACAGAACGAGCCAACAACAUAAUAAUAACGAUAACAGAACCGCAGAAGAUCGGCGAGGGUAUGAUGAGCUCGUAUGUAGCAUACAGGGUGCUUACAAAAACGAACAUGCCGAUAUUCAGCAAACAUGAGUUUGCUGUGCUGCGAAGGUUCAGCGACUUCCUUGGCUUGCACGAGAAGCUCACGGAGAAGUAUUUGCGCUCUGGACGUAUUAUACCACCAGCACCUGAGAAGAGUAUAGUUGGCACAACAAAGCUGAAGAUGACGUCCACGCCGUCGACGGAGAGCGCGAACGGCAGCACGCCCACGGGCGGCGUGCAGUCGCAGUUCGUGGAGCGACGACGCGCGGCUCUCGAGCGGUUCGUCAACCGCGUGGCUCAACAUCCCGUGCUCAGCAUCGACCCUGACUUCAGGGAGUUUUUGGAGUCGGAAGCGGAACUUCCGAAAGCAACAAGCACGUCGGCACUCAGCGGCGCCGGGGUUCUGCGGCUCUUUAACAAGGUCGGCGAGACCGUCAACAAGUUCACUUACAGGAUGGACGAGGCUGAUCCGUGGUUCGAGGAGCGGUCGGCGCGCACAGAGGCCCUGGAGGCGGGGCUGCGCCGGCUCAGCGGCGCGUGCGACGCGCUGGCGGGCGAGCGCCGCGAGCUGGCGGCGCGUGCGCACGACGCCGCGCGCGCGCACGCCGCGCUGUCCGGCGCCGACCCGCACGCGCCGCUCUCGCGCGCGCUCUCGCACCACGCCGACCUGCACGAGAAGAUUGAACAUUUAAGACUGGAACAAUCAAACACGGACUUCUACGUACUGGCCGAGCACAUCAAGGACUACCUCGGCCUCAUCGGCGCCAUCAAGGACGUCUUCCAUGAGAGGGUCAAGGUGUUCCAAAACUGGCAACACGCUCAAAUGCAGCUAACCAAGCGGAGAGAGAACAAGGCAAAGGCUGAACUUGCUAACAGACCGGAGAAGAUUGAGCAGGCUUCUAACGAAAUUAUCGAGUGGGAGGCGAAAGUGGAACGCGGACAGCAGGAAUUCGACACGAUAUCGCGCGUGAUCAAGAAGGAGAUCGAGCGCUGGGACGAACUGCGCCAGGACGAGCUGCGAGCCGCACUGCUGCGCUACCUCGAGGAACACAUGAAGCAUCAAGCUCAGGCAAUCCGAUACUGGGACGCGUUCCUGCCAGAAGCGCGGGCGAUCAAAUGAGUAGGGGAGUGACGGCGACAUCGCGCUGCCUCACCAACCUCUACGCCAAACACGACUUUAGCACCAACUAUUGUAAAUCCUUGAGAUUCUAAUGUAACAAUAGUGAGUCUUAACUGCAAUGUAAUAUCCAAACACCGUCAUAUAAUAACCCAUUUAGCAUCGGAAUGUUUGCCGGCAAACAUGACAGCUACAUGACAUUACGCGUGUCACGGAAAAAUAACCUUAUUAUGUAGUAUAUAAUAAGGUUAUAUUCCCGUGACACACGUAAUGUCAUGUAGCUGUCAUGUUUGCCGGCAAACAUUCCGCUGGUAAAUGGGGUCCGGCAACAGAUAAUAAUCCUGCAAUUUUAUACUGUUCUACUGCUAGGCGCGGGUCUCUUCUCUUACUGAGAGGCUUAGACUAAUCCACCACUAAAACUUCAUUACUUUGCUAUUGCAUCAUGUUCUUAGUAACUUACGAAUUGAUUAUCGAUAGAUAAAAUAAAGAAAUCUUUUAUAAGCCAGUUAUCUGCUGAAUAGGUAAUUAAGACAGUGAGCUUAGGCGUUACUCAUCAAUUUCUGCGAACUGCUUUUUUGGUUUCCAUAAUUCAAUGCAAGAAAUGGUAAAACCGCCAUAUACACUUUACAAGCAGUCACUAUUAACUAAUUUUUAUAGGGGCACAGCAAAGUAACCCCAAAGCAAGUGGAGUAAGGUCCAAAUAUCCAGUGUUUACUGACAAGAAUAUUUAUCCCUCAGCAACACAAUUAUGCCUGCCUAUUUGAAAUCUACAGCGUGGCUUGGUUUUUAGCCAUCGACAUUUCAUUGCCUAAGUUUGAUGCAAAUGCCUAUAAUAAAAUAUCGAUGUUUAGAAAUUCUAUAAUCACAAAAUCAGCAUCCGCGACUCACUAUCGUCAUUUUAGAUGUUAAUGUGUUAUCGAUAUGUAAUUUAUAGUCGAUCAAAAUGAUUGCUCAGUGGAGAUCUCGGUGCUUCCCUAGAAUAGUUCAAUCUUAAAGUUUGCACUUGCGUAAAUUUUAUCGAUAAAUCAUUUUGUAUCAUAUAAAAUAUUCGAAUUCAAUCGAGUAUGUAUCGACUUAAUACAAUUUACAGUACCAGCACGCGUACCAUGUAUUCGCCAAUCUAGAUUUAAGGUGAUAUUCGCUUGUCUGCAUUUUAAACCAACCAGUUUUAUAUAAAUUUUUAAACUUUUCAUUAACUUUAGUGAACAGCAAAUACAUUACACUCACAUAAUACGCUGUUUGCUGGCAAUUAAUUUGUUUGAGAACAGCUAAUAGAUUAUACUCACAUAAUACGUUUUUUGCUAGCGAUACGUAAGUCAAUACACGAAUAUUUCUGACUGAAUGUACGUGUGGUUGAAAUAAAUUCAAUUACAUAGCAAAAUUAACACAUUUUUCCCCAAUUUUUUUGUAAUGCCUAGAAUUGUUUUAGGGAGGUACCGAAUUUAGAGAUUCUUAUACAGCAUGUUCUGAUGUUUCGAUGUCUAGAUAUUUUCAUGAAACAUAAUUGUAAUGUAUGAUAAUGUAGUCUAUACAUUGUGUCUAUGUUCUUAAUGGUACCAACAUAACAGAAUUAUAUGUAGGGUAAAAACACCUAAAGAGGGCACCUCAAAUUUUGAGACAAUUUUUGCCAUUUAAUUUCAUACAUUCCGGCAAAAAUAUAUUUGAGGUAUUCAGAAAGAGAAAAUAAAUAAAUAUAUAAGUAUGAGAUAUUUGUAAAAUUGUAUAAAUGGAGGUGUGAUUGUAUAUCUGUUCUAAAUAAUUCCUUUGAGGAUAUGUAUAUGAAUAAAUUGUUAUGAUUUUCACUUAUGAAGACUUGUCUACUGCACUGUAUUAUAUUUUUAAAUACUGCAGAUUUGUUUUGUAUCAUUUUAAUAUGCACUCUUUUAUACAUUAAUGGUUUAAUAAAGUAGGUUUAAUUUCUAAGCAAUAAACUUUGGUAAAGAAAACCGCUUCGUUAUUAUGAGAAAAUGUUUAUCAAAAUUAUUAACUCGAUAAGUUAUCCAAUUCCACGAGAUCGGAUAAAUAAUAAAGUAAUAAUCAAUCAAAUGUCGAAGUAGAAACUAAAGACAGAUAAUUACGUUUGCCGCAAAAUUUUUGAUUAUCUAUAUUAUAUUAUCUAUUAAUAUCGAUGGGAAAUUGCGUUUAGUAAUGUGCCAAAAGUUUGACACAACUGAUUUGCUACGCCAAGAAAGUGAUCCUUUCGUAGUUUUUCAGUUUUCAACCUGCCUACGAUAUAUUAAAAUAGAUAUAUAUGUAUUUGGAAAUUUACGAAGCAAUAUAAACAUUUAUCAGAUUUGAAACAGUUGUUGAAAACAAUUGGCAUGAAUACGAUAAGUAAAAGGUGAAGGAAGCACUGGUAAUAAAACAUAAAAAAAAAUACUUUUUUCUUAUGAAUUAUUAUGUAUGCACAUUUCAAAGCGAGCUUUAUAUUUCUUUAAAUAUUUUGCACGCGAACAAAGUUAACCACACUUAACAUAAAACAAUAUGAAAUCUAUAACCUGCUCAACUUCUAAAAAAUCUUUCACCAUGUUAGGUGAUUUUCUCCUAUUCUGAUCUCUGAGUAUAAAUGAGUAAAUAUUUUUCGCUAGCACGGUAUACGGAUUGUCACGCAUUAGACACGAGUGGAAUGAAACUAAAUCUUGGACUUAUGCUUAUAUUUUAAACCAGGUAGAUAUGGACGUGUCGUAAAAAAAAUAAUGGCUAUUAUCUCAACAUUGUUUUUAUUUGUUCUUAAUUUAAAAGUUAUGAAUGUUUGAAAUCACACUUUACUACCGAAGUGUUUUUUUUUUUGUAAUUGUUACUGGCCUCUUUAAAAAUAUUUUCAUUUGAACAAUGUCCAAGAUACGUCCUUGGAAUUAGAAUUUUAAUUUUCAGUAUGUGCUAUUUAUGUUUAAGUUCUCCUUAAUUUUGUUAUAAUUGUAUAUUUUUAUAUAGUCAUUUGUUUUUAUCUCAAAUGUAAAAUUACGUAUUUUCAUAAUAGCAGUUAUUCAAAAUAUUAUUUUUCAUGUUACAGUCAAAGUAUGGAGUUGGAUGUCUGAAUGUUGUAAUUAGUUGAAAAUUUCUUAUGUUAAAGUUACGUUUGGUAUUUUAGACUAUUGUUACGUCGCCGACUCACUAUUACAAGGUCCUAUGUAAAUUUUUACAUAUGUUCAAAUAAUAUAACUCAGAAAAUUGAGAUUAAAAUUUUCAUGUUGGUAAAAAUUAGGAAAGACAAGCAGUAGUGAUUCUUCCUUUAUUUGUCUUGGGAUUAUUAGAAAUUAUUAAUGAAAAUAACAUAAAAUUAUGUGCAUAAUUAAAUUUGUGAAAAAAAUAACAUAGAGCCUUGUAAUAGUGAGACAGCGGUAUGUAAAGCUCCCAACAGUCCGAACAUAUUCUGACCGUAACAAAACGUUAGUAACUUAGAUAUUGAAUAUUAGGUAGUAUGAUUGAAAGAAAAAUCGAGUCUAAUGUAUUCCUUAUUUUUUAUAUUGCCAAAUAUAUUUUAGUGGUAAUUCGGUGUAAUGAAGAAGAUGAAUAUAAAUAAAGUAUAUAAUGUUGAUUUCCAUUUCAA